Trichomonas vaginalis G3 is the source of this 861-nucleotide messenger RNA. RefSeq lists its product as uncharacterized. NCBI's taxonomy places the organism in Eukaryota, Parabasalia, Trichomonadida, Trichomonadidae. The transcript has a single exon. The record is from RefSeq and is a predicted model, not a curated record. The coding region runs from base 1 to 861 and encodes 286 amino acids.
AUGCCGAAAAGAUUUAAUCUCUUAAUAUUAGCACCAGAUACUGAACUUGGCCAAUCAAUUAUUCGCAUUAUCAACGACCAUUUUCAUUAUUUAAACGUUGCCGUUCCAACAGGACUCUAUAAAGAAGGAACAAUUCUUCCUCCUUACCAAAUUGCAAUGAAUUUUACUAAUUUAUCGCAACUAGCAAAUGACCUAUCGCUAGCAGAUGUAGUUGUUUCAUGUUCACCAAAAUAUUCCACUGAAGAAAUCCAAGAAAUCGCACGCCAACACCAAAUCAAAUUUGUUGACGGUUGCUUUUCAUAUCCACAGGCAGUAAUUGAAGCAGCUUUUAAUCGCCUACCAUUUGUUUCAACAAAAAUGGAAGCAAUUCAGACUGUUAGCGGAUUUAGUUUAAUUGACUUCUGGAUCAUCUCUCAUACAGAAACUCCGCUUCCUGCACCAACAAAUAUUGAUAAUACAUGGUGCAUUGAUCAAGAAUCCGUUCCUUUAGACGGAUUUUCUGUUCGUCACAGAUUAGAGUUCAAGAGAAGGUUUUCUGCUUUACUUUUCUGGAUCUUAUCAUUCAUUUCAAGAUUAAUAUACCCAAUUUUCAAGAAAUCUAAAGCAACAAGAUCAUUAUCAAACUGGACAUUCGUUGGAAAGUGUUUUGAGCAUAACCAAAAAUAUAAAUUCAAAGCCUACGCCGAACGUGUUGAUGCAGAGACUCUACGACCAGAUUUAGCGAUGUUGAAGAUAAUUGAAGGUCUGGGCAUAAACAGAUGCGAUUGUCAUGAGUGGGAGUACUUUUCUAAGAUGAAGGUCAAACUAUUAGAGUAUACUGCCAUACCUAAUAAACAGGCCAAACAAGAUAUUCCAUUUUAA